Molecule: messenger RNA, 1191 nt
Organism: Lachancea thermotolerans CBS 6340
Lineage: Eukaryota; Fungi; Ascomycota; Saccharomycetes; Saccharomycetales; Saccharomycetaceae
Gene: AIR1
Product: TRAMP complex RNA-binding subunit
Exons: 1
Coding region: 1-1191 (396 amino acids)
Biological process (GO): polyadenylation-dependent RNA catabolic process
Molecular function (GO): zinc ion binding; nucleic acid binding
Source: RefSeq, a predicted model, not a curated record
AUGAGCUUGAAAAAUCCUAGCUCAUCGCAGACCCACGACAACAACAGAAACGCAUACCAGGAGAACCGCAUGGCGUCUUUGCUGUCAGAAUAUGAGUCUCAUGACACUCUCUCGUUUGUGAAAAGUACGACGCCGACUCCGGGGGCCAGCGAGGGAAUCCUCGCGCCGUCGAUCGACGAAGUGGACUCCAACCCGGAAGACCUGCGAUACCUGCGCGGAAAAGGCCGUUAUUUCGGUGUCGACGACCCUUCAGACCCUAGUCUCGAUGCAGAGCCGAAGUGCAAUAACUGCUCGCAGCGUGGCCACCUUAAGCGCAACUGCCCACAUGUGAUCUGCGCGUACUGCGGUAUCAUGGAUGACCAUUACACGCAGCAGUGUCCGAAGGCCAUUAAGUGCGCCAAUUGUGGGGAGGAGGGCCACUACCGGAGUCAGUGCCCGCGUCAAGCUAGACGCAUCUACUGUACAGAGUGCAAUAGCAAGAACCACGCUCGAGAGCGGUGCCCAAGCAUCUGGAGGAGCUAUUACCUGCGUGAGAGGACCUUUCAUCGCACACUGCAUAUAGAGCGCGUGUUCUGUUACAACUGCGGCCAUCAGGGCCACUUUGGAGAUGAUUGUAGCAUGCGCCGGUCCUCCAAGGUGCCUAACGAGGACGGAAGCGCCUUUUCUGGCGAAAAUUUACCACAGGAGUUGAAAGCUGAGUACUCGCGCAACCUGAAGGAAAGUCGGCUGCGAUUCACCCAAGAGUUCACCUUCGAUCGCCGUCAGCGACUCGCAGCGCCGUUGGGCGAAGGACUAGUAGGGAAACGCGAGGACACUGCCAGCUCGCGCCGGAACUCCGAGCGAAAAAAACGAAACAAGCCUGACUUUGGGGCGCGUCCUUCUCAAGGAUUUCCGAAGCCCGCUAGGAAUGUCUCUGAGCCGUUCAAGCGGAAUCCGCCCGGUCGCCGUCCACAGAAAUCUUUCCGGGCCUCAUCGCAGGGAAACCGCGGUGGGCGCGGAUCUUCACCAGGGGCUUCAAACUCGUCGUGGGGAGACUUUGAGCCACUAAGAGGCUCGCGGGCGCAUAAUAAGCCCUCGCAACGCUCCUCUAAAUUCUCGCAACGCUCCAACAAGUCCUCACAGCGGUCGGCCAAACCUUCUUCGCCGCGGAACGCGUUUCCUUUCAAGAAGCGGAAGAAAGGCCCGGGGUGA